Ziziphus jujuba (common jujube) is the source of this 1530-nucleotide messenger RNA. RefSeq names its product cytochrome P450 716A75-like. Lineage: Eukaryota; Viridiplantae; Streptophyta; Magnoliopsida; Rosales; Rhamnaceae. The transcript is spliced from 3 exons. Gene Ontology annotation, biological process: sterol metabolic process. Bases 258 to 1478 code for a protein of 406 amino acids. Gene Ontology annotation, molecular function: oxidoreductase activity, acting on paired donors, with incorporation or reduction of molecular oxygen; iron ion binding; monooxygenase activity. The record is from RefSeq and is a predicted model, not a curated record.
ACUUGUUCAUCCUUUCUCUUCCUCUUUUCGCUGCUGCUCUCUAUUAUAUCUAUUGUGCAUGUAAACCCAUUAGAAGUUCCAAAACAAACAAUGAAAAGCUUCUUCCUCUCCCACCAGGACCCAAAAGCUGGCCUCUCAUCGGUGACAACCUUCACUAUCUUUUGGCAUCUAAAAAUGGUACUCAGGAAAAAUACAUCGCAGAAAGGUCCAACAACUACUCUUCCAAGAUCUUCAAGACCAAGCUGUUUAACGAAAACAUGCUCAUCUUCUGCUCAGCCGAGGGAAACAAGUUGGUAUUCUCCAACGAGAAUAAGCUUGUCAAGUCAUGGUUUCCAAAAACCAUGGAGAAAAUCUUUGCAACCACACACGAUAAUAAUGGGUUCGCAAUAAGAGACCACAUAAAAGUGUUUCGCAAAGUCAUCUCCCAGUUUCUGAAGCCGGACUCACUGCAAAAGUACAUACAUAUAAUCAAUGAUGAGACGCAAAAGCACUUGAAGACGUACUGGCAUGGCAAAGACCAAGUAACGGUGCACCCCCUUUUGGUUAACUACACCAUCGGAUUGGGAUUUAGACUAUUUUUAAACAUGGAGGUCGAACCGAAAGAAAAAGCCACACUUGGUCGAAAUUUUCUUCGAGUUUCUGCCGGUCUAUAUCCAUUACAUCCUUUCAAUCUUCCCGGAACGAAACUUAACGUGGCCAUCAAAAGCGCAAGGCAGAUCACCAAACUUGUUGAGAAGAUGAUAAAGCAGAGGAGGAAGGAUCUUUUGGAAAACAAGGCUCCCACUGAGCCUGCUCAUGACCUUUUAUCCCACUUGCUCAUGGAGACCAAUACCCAAGGCACCAUAUUCGAAAACGACUAUGACAUUGCCAAGAAACUGUAUGGUCUGGUAAAUGCUGGGUAUGAAAAUCCAAGCGCCUUGGUUUCUUCUAUUAUGGCGUAUCUUGCAGAUCUUCCUCAAGUUUGCGAUCGGGUUCGUCAAGAGCAAAUGGAGAUUGCAAAUUCAAAAGCACCAGGAGAGCCGUUGAACUGGGGGGAUAUACAAAAGAUGAAGUAUUCUUGGAAUGUGGCAUGUGAGGUUAUGAGAUUGGCUCCGCCCAUUCCAGGAGAUUUCAGAGAAGUCCUUACGGACUUCGUCUAUGAAGGAUUUCUUAUCCCAAAGGGAUUCAAGAUACAAUUGAACGCCUUUGCAACACAUAAAAACCCAAAAUACUUUCCGGAUCCAGAAAAAUUUGACCCAUCUAGGUUUGAAGGACAAGGGCCAGUUCCGUAUUCAUAUAUCCCAUUUGGAGGAGGGCCUCGAAUGUGUCCUGGAAUAGAGUAUGCUCGUCUGAGUAUACUGGUUUUCAUGCAUCAGAUAGUCAAAACUUUUAAAUGGGAAAAGAUAAUCCCUGAUGAGAAAAUUACUGCAAAUCCAAUUUCAGCUCCCAGCAAGGGCCUUCCUAUUCGCCUUUAUCCGAUCAAUCAAAGUCAUUACUAAUUGGCUUCGUUAUUGUCAACUUAAUUAAUUAUGCACCAUGUCAUCACUUUGU